This is a messenger RNA of Phytophthora sojae, 996 nucleotides long. RefSeq lists its product as hypothetical. The transcript is spliced from 2 exons. Gene Ontology annotation, molecular function: hydrolase activity, acting on ester bonds. The record is from RefSeq and is a predicted model, not a curated record. Bases 1 to 996 code for a protein of 331 amino acids. Lineage: Eukaryota; Oomycota; Peronosporomycetes; Peronosporales; Peronosporaceae.
AUGAGUCGAAUGUUCAACUCGUUCGCGCGGCUCGGCGAAGGUGUGUACCGCUUCUCUCGGGCUGGCAACGGGGCCGCUAAGAGUGGCCCCAAUGUGACGAUCGUGGGCGGGGUGCACGGCAACGAGCGCAUCGGCGUGGAGGUGCUGGACUCGCUUCGACUGGCGCUGCUGCGUGCUGCACCGUUGUCGGUCGCCAACAACCUCUUCCCACUUGUCACCCAGGGCUCAGUGACGCUGGUGUACGGCAACCCCCGAGCUCAACGCAUCGGCAAGAGAGGCAGUGAGCCUCAUGCAGACUUGAACCGCUGCUUCCCACGGGAUCUACUGGAGGUGUCGGAAUCGCAACUCGGGCCGGACUACGAACACCGUCGAGCGAAAGAGUUGGCGCCGCUGUUCGCGUCCAGCGACUUGUUGGUGGACUUGCACUCGACCAACAAGCCGUCGUCGCCUUUUGUAAGGCUAUCGGGGCAUGAUAAGGUGCCGAGUCAGCUGCUGGAGAUAUCGGGACGACUGCCGACGAAGAUGUUGUUGCUGGACCCGAAGCAUCUCAUCGGAGACGGACAUGUGGCACUGACCGACGAGUUUGUCGGAGUGCACGGAGGCAUGGGCGUUUGCUAUGAGAGCGGGUUGGCGAGCGAUUUGUCGCAGUCCAAGAUCGACAGCAUCACGACGAGCGUCUUGCAGAUCCUUCAGCAGGAUAUGGGCGCGAUCGAGUUCGUGAAUGCGGAUGGACACCGUCGCAGUAGUGAGAACGUUAAUGUCGAGGGUGAAGUGGACGCGUCGGAGCGAGACGUGUACGAGAUUACUGAGGUGUUUAAGCUGACGAGUCGUGGCUUCCGCUGGGCGGACGGCGUUGGAGAGGAAAACUUUCAGCGGGUCCCAGCAGGUCAGCCCAUUGGUUUCGUCAGCAGUGACCCCUUCACAGUCAACUACGAUUCGCACAUCGUGUUUCCGAAGAUCCCAGCACUUUGGAAGAUCGACGCGUACGACGACUAA